CUUGUAGAGACAGGUCCCUGAGAGAUCCAGCCCAAAUUUUUCAAACAAGGAACCUCCUUCAUGAUACAUCAUACAUCCUAAGACUUUCAAGUACAGGAAGAAAGGAUCUGCUUCACCAUUGACCACCUGAUACAAUGCACCCAGCAGGGCCCUUGUGAGUAAAGCAGUGAGAUCUUUCUCUACGAUAUGACCCACAGGGACAAUGCAGGUUCUGUCGGCAGCCUGAAGUUUGUGACUUUUCUGGUUGCCCUAAGUCCAGUACUUCUACUCCUGGGGGCCAGAGUGCAGCUUCAAGACAACGGGUAUGAUGGAAUACUUAUUGCAAUUAAUCCUCAGGUACCUGAGAAUCAGAACCUCAUCACAAACAUUAAGGAAAUGAUAACUGAAGCUUCUUUUUACCUAUUCAAUGCUACAAAGAGAAGAGUAUUUUUCAGAAAUAUACAGAUUUUAAUACCUGCCACAUGGAACGCUAAUAAUUAUAGCAAAGUAAAACAAGAAUCAUAUGAAAAGGCAGAUGUCAUAGUGGCUGAUUGGAAUGGGGUACAAGGAGAUGACCCAUACACUCUGCAAUACAGAGGAUGUGGAAAAGAAGGAAGAUACAUUCAUUUCACACCGAACUUCCUACUGAAUGAUGACUUAACAGCUGGCUAUGGAUCACGAGGCAGAGUGUUUGUCCAUGAAUGGGCCCAUCUCCGUUGGGGUGUGUUUGAUGAAUAUAAUAAUGACAAACCUUUCUAUAUAAAUGGACAAAAUCAAAUUAAAGUUACAAGAUGUUCAUCUGACAUCACAGGCAUUUUUGUGUGUGAAAAAGGCCCUUGCCCCCAAGAAAACUGCAUUAUUAGUAAGCUUUUCAAAGAAGGAUGUGUGUUUAUCUACAACAGCACUCAAAAUGCAACUGCAUCAAUAAUGUUUAUGCAAAGUUUAUCUUCUGUAGUUGAAUUCUGUAAUGCAAGUACUCACAACCAAGAAGCUCCAAACCUACAGAACCAAAUUUGCAGCCUCAGAAGUGCGUGGGAUGUGAUGGCAGACUCUGCUGACUUCAAAGGCAGCCUUCCCUGGAAGGGUUCUGAGCUUCCACCUCCUCCCACUUUCACUGUUACACAGGCCAGUGACAAGGUGGUCUGUUUAGUGCUAGAUGUGUCCAGCAAGAUGGCAGAGGCUGACAGACUCCUCCAACUGCAACAAGCAGCUGAAUUUUACUUGAUGCAGAUUGUUGAAAUUCAUUCUUUUGUGGGCAUUGUGAGUUUCGAUGGUAAAGGAGAGAUCCGAGCCCAGCUACAUCAAAUUAACAGUGAUGAUGACCGAAAGCUGCUGGUUUCGUAUCUGCCUACCACUGUGUCAGCUGAAGCAGAAACCAGUAUCUGCUCAGGGCUUAAAAAAGGAUUUGAGGUGGUUGAAAAACUGAAUGGCAAAACCUAUGGCUCUGUGAUGAUAUUAGUGACCAGUGGAGGUGAUGAGCACAUUGGCAACUGCUUGCUCACAGUGCUCAGCAGUGGGUCAACCGUCCACUCCAUUGUCCUGGGCUCCUCUGCGGUGGGAAACCUGGAGGAAUUAUCCCAUGUUACUGGAGGUUUAAAGUUUUACGUUCCAGAUAAACCAAACUCUAAUAGCAUGAUUGAUGCUUUCAGUAGAAUUUCCUCUGGAAGUGGAGACCUUUUUCAACAGAGCAUUCAGCUUGAAAGCAUGGGUGAAAAUGUUAGCCCUUAUCAUCAAUUGAAAAACACUGUGACUGUGGAUAACAGUGUGGGCAAUGACACUAUCUUCCUAGUCAUGUGGCAGACCAGUGGUCCCCCUGAGAUUGUAUUACUUGAUCCUACUGGAAGAAAAUACUACUUGAAUAAUUUUAUCAUCAAUGAGGCUUUUCGGACAGCCAGCCUUUUGAUCCCGGGAACUGCCAAGCCUGGGCACUGGAUAUACAGCUUGAACAAUACACACCAUUCUCCUCAGGCCCUGAAAGUGACAGUGGCCUCCCGUGCCUCCAGCUCCACUGGGCCCCCAGCCACUGUGGAAGCCUUUGUGGAAAGAGAUAGCACCUAUUUUCCUCAUCCCGUGAUAAUUUAUGCAAAUGUAAAAAGAGGGUUUUACCCCAUUCUUAAUGCCACGGUUACAGCGAUGGUUGAGCCAGAGAUUGGAGAUCCUGUCAUGCUGAAACUUUCCGACGAUGGAGCAGGUGCUGAUGUUAUAAAAAAUGAUGGAAUAUACUCGAGGUAUUUUUUCUCCUUUGCUGUAAAUGGUAGAUAUAGCUUGAAAGUGCAUGUCAAUCAUUCUCCCAGCGUAAGCGCCGUAGCCCACUCUGUCCUGGGAAGUCAUGCUAUGUAUGUACCAGGUUACAUAGCAAAUGGUAAUAUUCAGAUGAAUGCUCCAAGAAAAUCAGUGCGCAGAAGUGAGGAGGAGCAAAAGUGGGGCUUUAGCCGAGUUAGCUCAGGGGGCUCCUUUUCAGUGGUGGGAGUUCCAACUGGCCCCCAUCCUGAUGUGUUUCCACCGUGCAAAAUUGUUGACUUGAAAGCUGUAAAAAUGGAAGAGGAAGUGACCCUGUCUUGGACAGCACCUGGAGAAGACUUCGAUCAGGGGCAGGCUACAAGCUAUGAAAUAAGAAUGAGUAACAACCUACAGAGUAUUCAAGAUGACUUUAACAAUGCCGUUUUAGUAAAUAUGUCAAAGCUAAAACCUCAGCAAGCUGGCACCAGGGAGAUGUUUACAUUCUUACCCAAACUUUUCUUAAAUGGACUUGAACCUGAUGGAGAAACACAAGAAAGCCGCAGAAUUUAUGUGGCCAUGAGAGCAAUGGAUAAGAACUCCUUAAAGUCUGCUGUAUCUAAUGUUGCCCAGGUUUCUCUGUUUAUUUCUCCAAACUCUGCUCCUGUACUAGGAAGAGAUUCUCUUAUAAUGAAAGGAGUUUUAAUAGCAAUAAGUUUAAUAGGAAUCAUUUGCCUCAUUAUAGUUAUAGCACAUUAUACUUUGAAUAGGAAAAAGAGAGCAGACAAGAAAGAGAAUGGAACAAAAUUACUAUGAACAAAUACACAGAGUACCUUCCUUUUUUGAUAAAAGGCCCAUGGCACUUGCAUUUUGCAAAUAUAUAACCUCAAAAUAAAGUUAACAUAAAACUGUAUUAAAAUGCAUUCAGUUUUUGUAUAAUAGAGAUAUUGUUUUUACAUAGUUAUUACACAUAUUUUUGUAAUAGUCAUUUUGAGGGGUGAAUUAGAAAACCCUUAGGCUUUAGUUACGGGAAAAUAACAUUAGUUAUUUUUCAAGGUAGUGUCUUUAAAGGCAAAGGCAAGGGCAAAGCUGAAUGAGAGUUAAGAAAAGAUGGUUUUAUUGAAGUGAAAAAAAAAUUUCAAGUAGAGAAACAGGAGUUAGGCCUGGAUUAUGCAGUGUAACUGUCUAUAUAAGGUGCUUGUUUAUUUACUUUGAUUAAUCUUUCAUUUUUUCUUAUCUGCGCAGAGCAGGUUGCUUGUUCAUGACUGACAAUCAAUCUACAUUUUAUAUAUAUGAAGCCACUAUUGUCAAGUUCUGUAUCUCUUGCCAUAUGGUUAAAAACAAUACAGAUCAAAUCCUACCACUAAUGCUCAAAGAAAUCUCUUUUUCACUGUAACUUUAAAAGGUGGUUUUUAUCCUUAUCUCUUCCUACUGGUUUUCUAACAAAGGUCUAUUGAAUUUAUUGUUUAUAAGUUUCUAUUCCCAUCAAAGCAGAUUUCCAAGUUAUUGCCUUGGGAACAAUUGAAUAAAAAUGGCUUUCCCUCUCAUAAGAUUUAAGUGAGGAAUGAAAGACAUUAUUUUAAUACAUAUAUAGACCAUAUAUAUACUUUUAUUCUAUUUCAACCUAAGAAGAGGUCAGGGGGAAGAGAUUGACCUUUGGAAAUGACUAUCAUAUUCUAUCCUGUGGCUAAAUAAAAGUCUAGAAUCCUUUUUCCAUCUAGGGCAGGGAAAAAGUGCAGCACAGACCACAAUGAAAUAAAAAUUACUUUUCAUCUGA
This is a messenger RNA of Ictidomys tridecemlineatus (thirteen-lined ground squirrel), 3973 nucleotides long. It is a transcript of the gene Clca2, whose product is annotated as chloride channel accessory 2. Gene Ontology annotation, biological process: chloride transport. Gene Ontology annotation, cellular component: plasma membrane. Lineage: Eukaryota; Metazoa; Chordata; Mammalia; Rodentia; Sciuridae. The record is from RefSeq and is a predicted model, not a curated record. Gene Ontology annotation, molecular function: intracellularly calcium-gated chloride channel activity.